Molecule: messenger RNA, 732 nt
Organism: Salvia splendens (bonfire salvia)
Lineage: Eukaryota; Viridiplantae; Streptophyta; Magnoliopsida; Lamiales; Lamiaceae
Product: rapid alkalinization factor
Exons: 1
Coding region: 149-490 (113 amino acids)
Biological process (GO): calcium-mediated signaling
Cellular component (GO): plasmodesma
Source: RefSeq, a predicted model, not a curated record
AAUAAUAUACAGAAAAAGGGCCUUCUCCUCCUCAAUUAUUUUAGCCCUACUCUGUUUUGAUUAAUAAAAAUUGUACAAUUCUUUGUGUGCUGUCCUCCCAACCCAAAUAAGCAAUAGAAAACCCAACCCCUCUGCCUUUAGAUUGGAAAUGGCAGUCGCUUACAAAUUGCUACUACCACUCUGCCUGAUCGCAUCAAUUCUAAUCCUUCAAGCAUCGGCAGGUGCCGUGGGAUGGAUGAUGCCGGCGGUGAGAUCCGGCUGCAGGGGGACCAUCGCUGAGUGCUUGGCCGGCGGAGACGACGAGUUCGAGCUGGAUUCGGAGUCCAGCAGGCGCAUCCUAGCGACGAGCCGCUACAUCAGCUACGAGGCGCUAAAGAGGAACAACGCCCCCUGCUCGCGCCGCGGCGCCUCCUACUACAAUUGCCGCCCCGGAGCGCAGGCCAACCCCUACCAGCGCGGCUGCAGCGCCAUCACUCGCUGCCGGAGCUGAACGUCUCAUUUCUCUGGUGAUGCUUUAUAGUUUAUUUUUUAAAUAAUUUUAGUUUGAGAUUAUUAUACGAGGAAUUAGCUAAGGAUGAAAUUGCUGUUUGUGGAUUGAUGGUUUGUUCCCUACAAUUAUCAAUAGUGAUGAACAACAUAUUUGUACUCAUUGCAUACAUGUGAUGGGAAAUUUGUUGGAAACUUGAUCCACAAUGGUGGGAUGAAGAUAAGAUUCAAAGUUUCAAACGCUGA